UCAUAAAUCCGAACCACUCAAAAUUUCUGUAACCCCAAACUUUUUUUACCAACAUUCCGAAAAAUCCGGCAAUUUCUUCGAAUCCCAACAACGGCGGCUCUGUCAGUCCCCGCCGGAAAACGAACCCUUUAGCUUUUCCGGCCGCCGGUGAACCAUGGCUGCUUCUUCGCCGCCGCAGAUUUGGGGCUUCGAUUAUGAUCUCAUUGAGAGCAUCCCCGUUCCUGGCGGCGACUUGCCUUCUCUUGACCCGCCCGGUUUCUCGUGGGGCUCCGAUUCAUUUCCGGCUCCGACUGGCCCAAGCAUGGACUUUGAUGGCUCAUUUAGAAAUUCCGAAAUUAUGAAGGAAACUGGGUCAAACAAACGUGCGAGGUCUGGAUCAUGCAAUGUGUCUGGUUCCAAAGCCUGUAGAGAGAAAAUGAGGAGGGAUAGAUUGAAUGACAAGUUCCUGGAAUUGAGUACUAUCCUUGAGCCUGGAAGGCCACCUAAAACUGACAAAGCUGCUAUAUUGGUUGAUGCUGUUCGAAUGGUGAAUCAGUUACGUGGGGAAGCCCAAAGUCUGAAGGAGUCGAGUGAGAGUCUGCAGGAGAAGAUAACUGAAUUGAAGGCUGAGAAGAACGAACUUCGUGAUGAGAAGCAGAGGCUAAAAGCAGAGAAAGAGAACCUUGAGCGGCAAAUUAAAGCCUUGGGAACACAACCAGGCUUCUUGCCUCACCCUGCUGCGAUGCCAGCUCCAUUUUCGGCCCCCGGCCAAGUUGUUGGCGGGAAACUGAUGCCAUUCAUGGGAUACCCUGGAGUUUCUGGAUACCCUGGAGUUUCUAUGUGGCAGUUCAUGCCCCAGGCUGCAGUUGAUACCUCACAAGAUCAUGUUCUCCGUCCCCCAGUUGCCUGAGAUGGUGGCUUUUAUUAACAUGUGACCAGUGUUUAAUCAAGCACGGCCAAAUGUUUGUCCUUUUCUCUUCUUUUCCUUAGCUGUUAAAAGUGUUACAUAAAAUUUGAUUUAGAGGAUGACAAGGGAAGGGAGACAAUAAUGCAUUGCUUUGGAUAAGUUGUACUUCUCAUUGGAUCAAUUUCGUUAAUAUAAUUUGUCAAUUUUGACCUGUUAACUGU
Messenger RNA from Argentina anserina (silverweed cinquefoil), 1107 nucleotides. RefSeq names its product transcription factor ILR3-like. Gene Ontology annotation, biological process: regulation of DNA-templated transcription; intracellular iron ion homeostasis. Lineage: Eukaryota; Viridiplantae; Streptophyta; Magnoliopsida; Rosales; Rosaceae. Gene Ontology annotation, molecular function: DNA-binding transcription factor activity; protein dimerization activity. The transcript is spliced from 5 exons. The record is from RefSeq and is a predicted model, not a curated record. Bases 155 to 889 code for a protein of 244 amino acids.